This is a messenger RNA of Populus nigra (black poplar), 714 nucleotides long. RefSeq names its product heavy metal-associated isoprenylated plant protein 39-like. The coding region runs from base 177 to 560 and encodes 127 amino acids. The record is from RefSeq and is a predicted model, not a curated record. The transcript is spliced from 3 exons. NCBI's taxonomy places the organism in Eukaryota, Viridiplantae, Streptophyta, Magnoliopsida, Malpighiales, Salicaceae. Gene Ontology annotation, molecular function: metal ion binding.
UCCUCAGCUUGACUCACUGUUCUCUCCUCACUCUCUCUAUAAAACCCCACACGAAGAACUCUUCACCUCAUCACCGAGUUUUUUUUUAGCUCCUCCUCUCGCCUACCUCUUCACCUCAAACUUUCUUUAUUUACCGUUUGAUCUCAACUUUUUCUUUGAUCACAUCUCUCUAAGCUAUGGAAAUUAAGAAAGCUGUGUUGAAAGUGGAGUUGCAUGAUGAGAAAGCCAAGAAAAAAGCCAUGAAGACAGUCUCUGGUCUUUCAGGGGUGGAUUCAUUAUCCAUCGACAUGAAGGAGAAGAAGAUGACAGUGACAGGGGACAUUGAUCCAGUAUGCAUAGUGUCCAAACUGAGAAAGCUGUGUUGCACUGAAAUAGUUACAGUCGGACCAGCAAAAGAGCCUGAGAAGAAAAAGGAUGAGACGCCGAAGAAGCCAGCAGGAGAUCAGAAGAAAAAUCCAGAUCCGGUGGCUUACCGCCUGGCCUAUCAUCCUCAUGUGCCCCCAUAUUAUUAUGUUUCAUGUGUAGAGGAUAAUCAUAAUGCUCGUGUCAUUUAUUGGUGAUUUUGGGAAAUUUGGGUGGUUAUUAGAACUUCAUUAGUGAUUACACUACAGCUGUACAAAAGUUGUUGGUGUUGGGUUGUUUUAUAUUAAUGAAUUGUGGGUCUUAUUUUGGUAUUAAUUAAUGCAUACCAAUUUGAUAGUGAUUUUUUAUUAA